This is a messenger RNA of Phalaenopsis equestris, 2309 nucleotides long. RefSeq names its product DExH-box ATP-dependent RNA helicase DExH3-like. Gene Ontology annotation, molecular function: ATP binding; RNA binding. The transcript has 12 exons. Gene Ontology annotation, cellular component: nucleus; intracellular anatomical structure. Bases 143 to 2281 code for a protein of 712 amino acids. The record is from RefSeq and is a predicted model, not a curated record. Lineage: Eukaryota; Viridiplantae; Streptophyta; Magnoliopsida; Asparagales; Orchidaceae.
AUCGUUUACACCCCUAGCCUCAUCGCAGCCUACCCAUCCAGCCGUCGUUCUCCUUUCGCCAUAGCACAAAACCUUAAACCCGCGCUGCAGGCCAUCUGGUCGCCCAGACCACGCCCUACCAUCAUGACCCCAUAGCAUUACGAUGCCUUCUGGAUUAGGGCCGGGACUGGUAUCUCUGCUUAGAACUGCAAGUUCAGCCGUAAAAUUACGCAGCACUCACAGCCGUCUCCCUUUCCUACUGCGUUUUUCAAUCUCAUCAAAUGCCGGAGAGCUUGAAGCAUCGCCCUCAGCUGGCUCUCAGCGGGGUUUCUGUGGAUACGCGGCGGAGCAAUACUCAGACGAUGAAUACGAGUGUGACUUCGAAAACCAAAAGCCAUCUUCUUCAGUGGCCAACAUAGAUGAGUGGAGGUGGAAACUGAGCAUGCUUUUACGCAAUCCUGAAGAACAAGAAAUUGUCUCCAGAGAUAAAAGAGAUCGCCGUGACUAUGAGCAAGUAUCUAACCUUGCAAAAAGGAUGGGGCUUUAUAGUGAGUUGUAUGGGAAGAUGGUUGUUGCAAGCAAAGUUCCUCUUCCAAAUUAUAGACCUGAUCUUGAUGACAAACGUCCACAAAGAGAGGUUGUGAUUCCUCUCAGUCUGCAAAGACGGGUUGAGGGUUUAUUGCAGGAGCACAUUGAUAGAAUGGAACUAGAAUCUUCUAAAUACAGUAAAAUUUUGAAAAGAAAUUCUACUACCGAUGAUACCGAAGAAGUUGUAAAUGACAACCAAGAUGCUUUGGUUGAUGACGUACUUAUGGAAAAGAUUCUUCAGAGGAGGAGUUGGCGUAUGCGUAAUUUGCAACGAAGUUGGCAGGAUUCACCUGAGGGUAAUAAAAUGCUUGAUUCCAGACGUUCUCUUCCUGCAUACGCGGAAAAAGAGGCUCUUUUGUCUGCUAUUGCACGCAAUCAGGUUAUAGUGAUUUCUGGAGAGACUGGGUGUGGUAAAACAACACAACUUCCUCAGUAUGUAUUAGAAUCUGAGAUAGAAUCUGGUCGAGGAGCAUUUUGCAAUAUCAUUUGUACCCAACCUCGAAGAAUAUCUGCUAUAACUGUUGCGGAAAGGGUUUCUGCUGAACGGGGAGAGAAGCUUGGUGAAACAGUUGGUUACAAAGUUCGAUUAGAAGGCAUGAGGGGGAAAAACACACAUCUCCUUUUUUGUACCAGUGGUAUUUUACUGAGAAGAUUGCUGGGGGAUCGCAAUUUGAAUGGUGUAACCCAUGUUUUUGUUGAUGAAAUUCAUGAAAGAGGCAUGAAUGAAGAUUUCUUGUUGAUUGUGUUGAAGGAUCUUCUUCCUCGUCGUCGUGACUUGAGAUUGAUUUUGAUGAGUGCUACGUUGAAUGCUGAAAUGUUUUCAAAUUAUUUUGGUGGAGCUCCCACAAUUCAUAUUCCAGGCUUUACAUAUCCAGUUAGUGCGCACUUUCUUGAGGAUAUUUUGGAAAAUACUGGAUAUAAGUUAACUUCAUUUAAUCAAGUCGAUGACUUUGGACAAGAUAAGUUAUGGAAAACACAAAGGCAGCUGCUUCCUAGGAAGAGAAAGACUCAGAUCACCACGCUAGUUGAGGAUGUUCAAAAGAACUCAAACUAUGAAACUUAUAGUGCCAGGGCACGUGAUUCCUUGGCCAAUUGGACUCCUGAUUGCAUCGGGUUUAAUCUCAUUGAAGCUGUGUUGUGUCAUAUUUGUCGAAAGGAGCGACCUGGUGCUGUUUUAGUUUUCAUGACUGGCUGGGAUGAUAUUAGUUGCUUGAGGGACCAACUGAAGGCUCAUCCUUUGUUAGGUGAUCCAAAUAGGGUUUUGGUCCUCACUUGUCAUGGGUCAAUGGCUACAUCCGAGCAAAAGCUCAUAUUUCAAAAGCCACCUCCCAACGUACGAAAGAUAGUUCUUGCAACAAACAUGGCUGAAGCAAGUAUUACGAUUAAUGAUAUUGUUUUUGUGGUUGACUGUGGUAAAGCAAAGGAGACCACAUACGAUGCCUUAAACAACACACCUUGCUUGCUGCCUGCCUGGAUUUCUAAAGCUUCGGCGCGGCAAAGAAGAGGACGAGCUGGUCGUGUUCAACCUGGAGAGUGCUAUCAUCUCUAUCCUAAAUGUGUUUAUGAUGCCUUUGCAGAUUACCAGCUUCCUGAACUUCUGAGAACUCCUCUAAACUCCUUAUGCCUGCAAAUAAAAAGUUUGCAGCUUGGUUCCAUUGUGCAGUUCUUGUCUGCUUCAAUGCAGCCUCCAGAGCCAUUGGCUGUGAGUUAUUGAAGUGGUUUACUCAUCAACGUUACUUUAU